Molecule: messenger RNA, 3331 nt
Organism: Pocillopora damicornis (cauliflower coral)
Lineage: Eukaryota; Metazoa; Cnidaria; Anthozoa; Scleractinia; Pocilloporidae
Product: histamine H2 receptor
Biological process (GO): chemical synaptic transmission; G protein-coupled receptor signaling pathway, coupled to cyclic nucleotide second messenger
Cellular component (GO): dendrite; plasma membrane
Molecular function (GO): G protein-coupled serotonin receptor activity; neurotransmitter receptor activity
Source: RefSeq, a predicted model, not a curated record
ACUUUGGAACAGCUUUUCACUAAAAGCACUCAGUUUGUUUUCUUUUGGUUUCCUUGGCGCGGAGGAACCGUUGUUUUCUAACCGCAGAUUUGACUUCCUAAAAUUUGUCUUUAGCUAAAACAAAAAGAACCGCCGCGCAGGUGCAAGUGAUUUAUUGGUGAUUUUCAUUGGUCGGUUCAAUUCAAUAUUGACUGUUCCGGAAAUAUAUGUUACUUUAUGAUAAUAGAAUAUUGUCUAGGAAAGAUAUUAUUCUGGAUUUUCUCAAACUAAAGGAGGCUUGAAAACUUUAUGAUGGCAAAGUUGCAAGCAGAUCCAUUGUCGCUAAUGAGUAACCCUCAAUUUGGAAUCGCUCAAUGUCAUUAGACAGACUAGGAAGUGGGUGUGAUAUUUCGUGAGAUGUGAUGAACAAUGUUCAGUAUUAUCCCGCGAAUCAUGAACUGCGCCAGUGUUCCAGGUUCUCAUAAGGGGGGAGGCUAAGGGCUAUUUUAAUUCAAAUUUCAAAUUGUUCAGCUAUUUAAGUUUGACUUAACAAAACAAAUGGGUCCAUGUUAUUAGUCGGUGAUCAAAGGAUGUGAUAUGAGCCAAUCGAGAUAUCUUUGAUGACCUGUCCAAAUUUAAGUUCAUCCGUUUCCGAAGAUUUCUCAAUUCUAUUUGACUGUCAAAGGUAUUAACUAGUCUUCAAAUCUGCCUGACGAGUCAAGAAAAUCUCACAGCAGAAAAAUACUCGCAGCUACAGAUGUCCUAAGGAGAUAAUUUUUGCUGCGUAAAAUUGGUAUAUUUCUUAUCACGUCCGUUGAAUUAAUCAGCUGGCCGACUCACUUAGUUUUCAAUAGCACUGUAACUUUGGAACAGGGAGGCAAAUAUCAUUAUAUAUUCCGAAAACAAUUGAAUACUGAACGUAGCGAAUAUUUAUAUAGUUUAACUGACAAGAAGAACAGUCUUCAUUUGGCAAUCUUUUGUCAGUUUGUAAGAGGUCUUUUAUAGCGAGGAAGACAGCCGUUGUACCAGAGGUCAAGCUUGACACUGCGAGCCUUCGAGAGACAAACAACGUCAUGCAUGCGAAUGCAGCAAGUAACCACUCUUCGUUUUUGAACUAUUUUCGACCAGUCAACGACUCUGGGCUGAAUUACACAACUCAAUUUUUCUCAAUUCCAAGUGAUUUUGAAAUAAUUACCCAAGUAGUCAUCCUGAUUGUUGUCCUCGUCGUGUCGGUCGGCGGUAAUUGCUUGGUGUGCUACCUUGUCUUCACUGUCAAACAGCUCCAAGUACCCACAAACUAUUUCAUCCUUUCUCUUGCACUGGCCGACUUUUUGUUCGCAUUGGUGUGUCUACCUUUCCGCAUUGUAUACGUGCUGGAUUACUAUCUGUGGACACUCGGUUUGGGGGCUUGUAGAUUCUGGGUCUGGCUAGAUUUGUUAUUCUGCUCUGCUUCCAUAGCAAACUUAGCGGCCAUUAGUGUAGACCGCUAUUUAAAGAUCGCUUCGCCACUAACUUACGACAUCCGAAUGACAUCAACCCGUGUCGCUGUUAUUUUAGUAAUACUAUGGGGAUAUUCCAUAUCUCUGGCGUCGCUAUCAUUUGUGUCCGGUGAGGCUUUGGGAAUUAUAGUACGAGAACAAAUAUGCUAUAUCGACAACAAGAUCUACCUGACAGCAAUUUCCUUUAUCGGGUUUUUUGCCCCCUUCACCAUCAUGAUUCUUAUGUACUGCUUUGUAUUUAAAGUUGCGGUUAACCAAGCAACUGAGGUGUUCCGUCUACAAGAGUCGCUUUGCAACGGAAGUGAGCGGAACUCAAGAAGAAAAUCCAGUCGCUUUUCUGCCGGGACGAUCUUCUUCGAGGUGAAGGCGACAAAAACAUUGAUUAUACUUCUGAGCGUAUUUUGCAUUUGCUGGUCACCGUUUUUUGUGCUCACUUUGCUCAGUCUGUACAGUCCUGGUGCAUUUGAUGGCCUUCCCAGAGAGUUGAUGAAUUUUCUGAAGAUCACUUUCGUCCAUCUCUUGCCAAACUGCAACGCGGCAUUCAAUCCGAUCAUAUACACCACGUACAACCACCACUUUCGUAAAGCUAUUCAAAGGUUGUUAAAGCGAUACAAGGCAGAUCGGAGAGGGAGUUUCAACUCCUUUUCCGAACCUGCUUCAGAAUUCAAAAGAAAGAUUGGCUCGGUCGUUUGGACAAAAGCCCCACACACAGCAUCCGUGUGGUUCUCAACUGGUGAAGAAAGCACCCUUCAGAAUUUGACAGAGUCUUAAUUAGAGGCCCAAAAUCUAGUGCAUUAUCACAUACGAGGACGGGUUAGAAAAUGAUUUCCCAAUAGCCUGAGGGAAAAAAUAAGUUCGGUCUUUUUUUUUCCAUUUUUUUUUUCGUUUUGAUUAGGUUUAUGUUAAAUAUGUAUAUGUUUUUAAGAAUCUCAAGUAUCGCCUAGAUGGUUGUUUUUAAUCCUGUGUUAUUAGGCAUUACCCUCUUUAAAACGCAACAAAGACCUUAUCGAAUAGCCUAUCCUUUCGGUGUUGCUAAAAGCUUGCAAAUGAUCAUGAGAAGAUUUUGAAAAGUAGAUAGUGGAGCCCACGGCGUGGAAUAUUCAAUGCGUUGGGACCGGAAUUCACUAAAUUCACUAUUUGCAUCUCGAGAUUAAAAAAGUCGGUUAAUGUUGAGAGCUUAAGAUGAUAAUAGUUUCCACUCAUGUUUACAGCUGUACGGAUUCCAUGAAAAGGGCGAAAAAUUUCUUAACGUCCCUGAGUUUAUCCUAGUUUUAAAAAGUAAGUAACGGAUAAGGUCUGCAUUAUUUUGAUAUCAGAUAAGCACAAUGCCAACCGUGAAGGAAAGUGAAGCUACACUAAAUUAAAAUUCAAAUGAUUAUCUUUGCAAGAGCAAGUAUUGAGCUUUAUAACGCGAGACCGUCCACCAACCACUUUCAAGAACACUUCUCACUGAACGAGCUAACAAAAAAUGUAAAUAUUUUUUAAUCUUUUGGUGAUAAGAUCCAGAGGUUUCCGCUGGUUUCGACACUUGCCAGCUUUGAUGAAAGGUUUACCCGACCACGUUGUUUACAAUAAAACUAAUAACGUUCUGUAUCUUCAAUUUAUUCUUCUCUCCAGUGCAUGACAUUUCUGCUGUACAUUACUUACUAGCCUCAGUUUUCAAACUUUCUUCGCGUCCUUUACAAAACCUUCUUUUUUUUAGGUUGAUGUUUAUAAGACAAACGAGUAAUUUCAAUUGAAAAACGCAAAUAGAUCAAAUUAAUGCGUAGACAAGAUCGGAAAAAAAGAUGACGGCACAGUCUAAAUAAAGUUCUUAAAUAAGGGCAAAUAAAGAAAUUUGGGAUAUAACUGAA